UCUUAUUCUUUUCAAUGUUAUCUUUCCAAAAUUGCUGACAGUGAUGUUCAUACGUCAGCGUCCGGGUAGAGCAGACCGUAUUACCAGUUUAUUCCCAAGGCGUAAUGAUAUUUAAAACUGCAUUAUAUUUUAUUUAACACUUUUUAGUCAGUCACAGAAUCGUACUCGCAGAAUAUACUACAGAAUUGUAGUAGACGAAAUAAUUACAGAUUAUAAAGCAUUCAUAGUUACAGAGGAUUUAAGAAUUUAUUACAGAAUUGAACUUAAUGAUCUUAAUAUAUCUUAUGUUAUAAAAUAUAUUCUAGAAUAAAUAAUUGCAAUAUAAUAUUGAACUCUAAAUCUAAUCUUAAAAUUUAACAGACAAUAAUUAGUUUAACAGUUGAAGUGCAAACUUUACGUUAUCAAAUAAACAAUUGAGAAGUGUUUUUAGUUUUAGACAGUAAAAAGUUGUUGUGUCAGUUAUUUAAAAGAAAAUUGAACCUUUUCUUUCACAGCAUAACAAUGUGAAUACCAACUAAAAAUUAUCCAAUGGGUAAAGAGUAAAGCCAAUCGACCAAUGGUUUUAGACGCACAUGCAGAGUGGACCUUUAUUGUUGUAUUUAUGAAGAAAGACUAUAAAUUAAUUACAUAUUUACAAAAUAUAUAAACGAUUUUUAUGGAAAAUGGGAAGAUACGCAGUAGUUAGAGUUAGACUAGACGGCCGAGAUGAAGAUGAAUGGGGAGCAAUUCCUGAGUUAUGGGUUACUGUAGACAAAAAGAAAUGUUGGUGGCCAGAUAAUGACAUUCAGCGUAAAGCGGAAAAUCAAAUUAUAUUUAAUGGUUCUUCUAAGGGAUGGACUUUGCUUCCUGUUGGGGAUGUCUAUCGUACUUACUAUAAAACACUCAAUGAUGCUGUAUAUAAAGCUGAUGACCUUAAUCGUAAAGAUUUAAAGGACAAAAAACUCGACGAAAUUAAUAAAAAACUAUGUCUUGUGGAAACCAAGCUUGAUUUAAAUUAUAGCGUUUUGUUGUACAAGCAAAGGAAAAUGGAUCAGGAUUUUGAAGAAAUGAGUAAGACAUUGAACGCUCUGAAAAAUCAUGUCGAUGCCAAUAAAUCAACUUUAGGAGCUCUUUUGCCUAUUAAAGAUCCUAAAGAUCUGAUAACAUUUGAAACACUUUUCCUGACUGAGAGCUGGAUAUCUCCAGCUUUGAAAGAACUAAUUAUUAUUUUAACUGAUGAUGAAAACAUUAAUCAAAGUAUUUCUAAGAUUCUGGGAGCGGUUUUUUCAAAUCAGUUAGCAGCUCAGUGUUCCUGGGAUGGGCAGAACGGAAUUAAGAUCAAAGACUUGUCAAUUAUAAAAAAAAUUGACGUGACGUUGAAAAAUAUCAAUGCCAACUAUGAAAGAUUCGAAAGAGAUGUGACUCUUUGGUUUGAGAAGAACAGAAAAUCAGCGAUAACUCCUGAUUAAAUUAAAAUUUAUUUAUUUUUGUACUAAGAAGAUUAUUUAUUAUUUACAAGUAUGGAGCAGAACUUACAAACCUGAAAGUUGAUCUAUUCGAAAUUAUUAAGAAAAAAUUUAUAGUCAUAUUAUUUUUUUUUUCCUUUAUAAAAAAUUUUUAAUUCUGUUACCUGGGAUGCGAAUUCUUAAGAAUUGAUAUAGAAUUUUUUUUCUUAGUAUUGUAAUUUGUAUAACAAUAUCAACAUAUGUAUAAAUUAACAAAUAAUGUAUUUUUAUAACCAUAGAAUUAUUAUCAGUAUAAUAUUAUUUUGUUUACGUUUUAUUAAUUAAUGAAUAAUAAUAAAAAUACUAUUUGUAUCAAAAGUACAUAAAAAAAAUUAUAUAAUUAUUUACAUAGAAAUUAGAAACAAUUGUCAGUUGCACUCACACUCAUGUGAAUGAAGCGGAUAUGAGAUAAUUUAUAAAUUUGAAAUAAAUAAAUUGAUGAAUUAAAAUAAAUAAGUGUAAAUGUAGCAGACAUAAGACAAUU
Messenger RNA from Microplitis mediator, 1968 nucleotides. RefSeq lists its product as uncharacterized. The record is from RefSeq and is a predicted model, not a curated record. NCBI's taxonomy places the organism in Eukaryota, Metazoa, Arthropoda, Insecta, Hymenoptera, Braconidae. Bases 663 to 1448 code for a protein of 261 amino acids. The transcript is spliced from 7 exons.